This is a messenger RNA of Aspergillus ruber CBS 135680, 2159 nucleotides long. RefSeq names its product cytochrome P450. NCBI's taxonomy places the organism in Eukaryota, Fungi, Ascomycota, Eurotiomycetes, Eurotiales, Aspergillaceae. The transcript has 5 exons. The record is from RefSeq and is a predicted model, not a curated record. Gene Ontology annotation, molecular function: oxidoreductase activity, acting on paired donors, with incorporation or reduction of molecular oxygen; iron ion binding; monooxygenase activity. The coding region runs from base 263 to 1948 and encodes 561 amino acids.
AAUACAGCUUCAGAUAUUGAUAGAUCACGCAAGGAAUUUCCUCCUUGACUCGAAGGCAUGUCUGACAUGAGCCCGGCUGCCGGGUCUCUGAUUGGCCACGGCGCACACUUGCCAAUCCUGCUGUUGAUACGAGUUAAGCGGGGAUAUGUUUGCUUAAAUGAUCCGAGUUUCCCCUCGCUUCUGGCCGGGAUCCGUGCCCGAUUUUGGCUUUGAGCUUACUUCCUAAUCCGACGUAUCAUACUUUGGUGACCGGUCGAAUACGAUGAACACCUUGCAAUUGCAAACAACUCUAGAGUCCGGUCUAGAUGGCCAAGGAGCUGCAGCUGCAAGUCUUGGGAUCCUGCUGCAUAUGAGCAUCUUUCGUACCAAUUUUCCUGCCGAAGAUUACAUGUAUACCCUGUUGGGACUCCAUGUGUUAAGUUUGCUUGUAACGGCCUACGCUUAUUGGGUAAUAGCUCAGUUCUCAUUAUGGUACACUAUUAUGCGCGUCGGGUACCUGUCAUUCUCGUUCAAUGUGGGCCUGCUGCUCAGUAUCAGUGUGUAUAGGUUGUUCUUUCAUCGCCUGAAAAAAUUUCCCGGACCUCUGGGAUUGAAACUCACUCGGUUUUACGACGCUUACCUUGCGGCGAAAGACGUACAAUACCAUGUCGAAAUUGGAAAAUUGCAUGAUCAAUACGGCGACUUUGUCCGAACAGGUCCUCGAGAGGUCUCUAUAGUGCGCAAAUCUGCCGUGUCGUUGAUCUUCGGUCCACAAUCCAAGUGCACCAAAUCGACAUGGUAUGCUCAGGUAUCGACGGAUCCUAAGUCAUGUUCCAUUCAUCACACCCGCGAUAUUGAUGAUCAUCGUAAGCGACGGAAGGCAUGGGAUAGAGGGUUAUCCGUGAAGGCACUUGGAACCUAUGAGUCGCGGAUCAAGACCAAAGUCGACUUGCUGUCGGCGCAGAUCGGGGCCCAUUUGGACCAGAAUUUCGAUGCGACCGCUUGGUCCAUGUUUUUGAGCUUCGAUAUCAUGGGGGAAGUCGGGUUCGGUAAGGACUUCGGGAAUCUGACCACUGGAGUUGAACAUCCUGCCAUCGGGGGUAUCCAUGACAGUAUGACUGUUGCCGGAGUCAUGGGCCACAUCCCGUGGUUGUUAAACCUCCUUGGUCAACUACCAGGGGCCACGUCGGGCUAUACCGGUUUUUUCAAAUGGUGUGCGGACGAAAUCGAACGGAAGAAAAAGAUUUGGGAUGCCAAUGAAUAUCCAGAGGACAUCGUAUCGUGGUUGCUCAAAGCCUACAAAGAAAAAGAUAUCUCUGCUCCUCCGUCCGAAGAGGCGCUCCACCAGGAUUCGCGCGUUCUCGUUGUUGCUGGUAGCGAGACGACGGCGACAACCUUGGCUUCAAUCCUCUUUUAUCUCGCGAAGAACCCUGCCGUUCUGGCUAAACUCCAGAAGUACUUGGAUGAAGCGAUGCCGGACGGCCCGGGCGACUGGAGGUAUGGGAGAGUCAGGGAAAUUACGUUCAUUGAUGAUAUUAUCAACGAGACGCUUCGACUGCGGCCUGCUCUCAUGACAGGAGGUUACCGUGUCACGCCUGCUGAAGGAAUACAGGUCGACGAAAUUUACAUUCCCGGCGAUAUCAAUGUUUUUGUUCCCACGCAAGUGAUCCAGACCCACAAUAGAUAUUAUGAAGACGCCAAACAGUUCAUCCCGGAGCGAUGGACUGAAAAGAGGGAAGGAAAGGGAGCAGACGGAGCUCCAUUCUUUCCUUUUGCGUUCGGUCCGUACAGUUGUCCGGGUAAAAGUCUGGCCAUGACGAGUCUUCGCAUUUCCAUGUCCACUCUGGCACAGCAGUACGAUAUAACAUUUGCGCCGGGAGAAACGGGAGAAAUUUUUGAGAAGAGCGCACGGGAUAUAUUUACCACGGCUCUGCCGCCGCUACAGCUCCAAUUUCGAAAGCGAGCGUAAAGAUGGUGGGACAAUUCUUACCAAGAGCUUUUUCUUCUUUUCUUUCCUCCACACCGGUGCGAGUACGUCCUUUUUAUGGAGACCCUUGGGCACCGCGACACUAAGUAUUACAUUGGGGGCUCUAGCUUCAAUUGAAACUCAUUUUCGACCCGAUAUUCCCUACAUCUACUGUAGAUUUUUCUAAGGAAUUAAGGUUUCUAAGAUGGCUACA